Rhizophagus irregularis DAOM 181602=DAOM 197198 is the source of this 2120-nucleotide messenger RNA. RefSeq lists its product as uncharacterized. The record is from RefSeq and is a predicted model, not a curated record. Gene Ontology annotation, molecular function: RNA methyltransferase activity. Lineage: Eukaryota; Fungi; Glomeromycota; Glomeromycetes; Glomerales; Glomeraceae. Gene Ontology annotation, cellular component: nucleolus. Gene Ontology annotation, biological process: rRNA base methylation.
GGGCAUAAUCUUGUAAUGAAAACGGGGAAGUCAUUUCAUAUUAAUGGAAGGAAAAACAAAAAAUUAAUCAUGUUAAUUAAUUUUUUAUGUCGUAGACUUGUAGUAAUAAAAAUUUUAUGAAUUUUAACGUUACCCAUUUGUGUGACACAAACCCAAUCCGCCGAAAUUUUUUUUUUUAUUUAAAUACCAUCUGGUAUUCCGUAAAACUUUAUUGAAAAAAUGAAUUUUUAUAUGCAAGCUGCAGAAAUAUUAACGAAAUUAGCGACAAAAGAAGGUUCAAUUAAAUCACUUACGUUAGCAGAUAAUGUUAAAGAAAAGAAAAAAAUGUAUGCUUUAAUAUGCGAAACAUUAAAAUACAGAGAUGUUAUUAAUCAAAUUAUUGAGAAUUCUCAAUUACUUAAAGUUGAAAAAAAAUUACCAAAAAAUAUUACUAUUUUAUUAGUGCAUGAUUUAUUAUUUUCUUCGAAUGGAAUAAAGAAUUUAUCAGAUGGUCCUUACAAAACUGCAAUCAUGAGAAAUGAAAUCAGAUUAAGAGCUGAACUUGUUAAAUUAAAAAUUAAAUUAAAAGUGAAAAAUAACGAAGAUUUGAUAUCUCCAGAUUAUCGCAACUCAGUUGCUCUACCACGUUAUGUUCGUGUUAAUACCCUUAAAACUACCGUUGAGGAGGUAAUUGAACAUUUUCAAUCAGAAGGGUAUGUGCUUGAGGAACCGAUCAAAAUAUUGAAUAAUUUAAGUUCGAAGACAAUACGCAAGGAUUUUCAUUUAUCUGAUCUAUUAGUAUUACCACCAAACACUGACCUUCACAAUCAUAUACUUUAUUUGUCCGGUAAAAUAAUUCUUCAGGAUAAAGCGUCAUGUUUUCCAUCAUAUAUUUGUUCUCCUUCAAUUAAUUCAUAUGUAAUCGAUGCAUGUGCUGCACCAGGAAAUAAGACUUCACAUCUUUCAGCCGUAAUGAAAAAUACUGGGAAAAUUUGGGCAUUCGAUCUUGAUAAAAAGAGAUUAAGAUUAUUGGAAAAGUUAACUCAAAAAGCCGGUUGUAAGAAUAUAGAAGCAAUUCACAAAUCAUUUUUGGAUGUGAAUCCGUUGGAUGAAAGGUACUCAAAAGUUGAAUAUAUAUUAGUUGAUCCUUCUUGUUCUGGAUCAGGAAUAGUAAACCGAUUAGAUGGAUUAGUUGAUUCUUCUGAACAAGAAACUGAUCAAUCCGAUCUGAGUCAAAAAUCACAAGAGCGGUUAAAGAAUUUAAGUGAAUUCCAAAUAAAAAUUAUCUUACAUGCGUUCAAAUUUCCUUCAGCGAAAAAAGUCGUGUAUUCAACAUGUUCAAUUCAUUCUCAAGAAAAUGAACAAGUUAUUAAAGGAGUAUUACAACAAAAUAAUAAUUUCAUAUUAGCAAAUAGAAAUGAUGUUAUACCAACUUGGGAUAGACGUGGUAUUUCAAGUGAAUUCGUUGAUGAUGAAGAAUCUGCAGAUAAACUUAUUCGUACAUUACCGGAAGAUUUUACGAAUGGAUUUUUUGUAGCAUGUUUUAUUCGUAAAUCAAGUUAUAUGGAGAGUGCAGCAAGUACCAUUAGUACUUCUAAUCUAGAUACUAAUGUUAAUAAUAGUAAAAAGCGAAAACGAAAACGAAAACGUAAAAGUGCUAAAAAGAUUAAAGAUGAUGAAAGUGAUGAUUUAACCCUUACAAACAUAUAAUAAUAUUAUUACUAAAACUUAUAAACCUUUAACAAAAUCGCAUUUAUUUAAUAGUAUAUCAUUUUAAUAACUUAAUAUCACGAUAUUCAAGAGCAAAUAUUGCGACAGUUGUGACAAUUGUGACGAUGAUUUAAAGACAAGAUGGGCAAAAGUAAAUUCAAGACUUCAAGUAAGCUUUUAUUAUAAGGGGAUGGCUUAUUUGAAAUACUCCAGGAUUUAUCUGGAUGUAAAUAUUUACUCAUUUUGUGAUUGACCUUUGUAGGUAUCAUUUUUGAUUAAUUUAAAUUUUUAACUGAAAAAAUAACGAUAAAAUGAACGAUAGAUAAUAUGUGCAUAAUCAUGAGCGUGCACUAUAAAUGAAAAAUAAUUAGAUGGUUUAAAUAUGAAUAUAAUAAAUUAAGAUAAACUAAAAAUAAAAUCAAUUUAUUUUA